Molecule: messenger RNA, 1649 nt
Organism: Nezara viridula (southern green stink bug)
Lineage: Eukaryota; Metazoa; Arthropoda; Insecta; Hemiptera; Pentatomidae
Source: the annotation of a GenBank genome assembly
UCAUUCUACAGGUUGAGAGAACCUGUCAAGUUUGAAAACUGUCAGGUUCUGUUGUGUAGUCACUGUUUGAAUUUUAUCCCAGUUCCUUAACAUGGAGUUUCCGGAUUUAGGAAAACAUUGUGCUAUGUCACUUUGUAAUAAGUUAGAUUUUCUUCCAGUCAAAUGUGAUUGUUGUCACCAAAUUUUUUGCUGUGAGCAUAUGAAAUAUGAUGAUCAUAUGUGCCCAAAUGCAGGGGCAAAAGAUAUUCAAGUUCCCAUCUGUCCCCUUUGUAACAAUCCUGUCCCAUCUAAGAGACAUGAGCCUCCUGACAUAGCUGUCAGCGCUCAUAUUGAUAGGGAUUGUGAGUCAGAUCCAGCAGUUGGAAGAAGAAAGGUCUAUAUCAAUAAAUGUUCGAUGAAUGCUUGUCGGAAAAAAGAAAUUGUGCCAUUUGUGUGUCCUAACUGCUCACAAAAUUUUUGUGUCACACACCGACAUCCAAGUGACCAUGAAUGCAGUCGUCUUAGUAACCGCUCAGACAAAUCUACAAGCACUGAUACAGUGGUUUCGAGCGCUGUUGUUGCAGGUUAUGAAGCAAUUCAAGGAGAUCUGGACGAAGAUGAGGCAUUAGCAUGUGCAAUUGCAUUAUCCAUGGAAGAAGGUCUUAAGCAAAGUAGUAGAAGUUCUCAAAGUGAUACUACAGGUGCUGAUGAGAGACCUACCACAAGUCGAUCAAAACCUAAUGAUCCUGCCUCUCAUUGCCGUGUUUCAUAGUUAUCUACUGAUUUUUUUUUCUCCAGUAGAUAACCAUAAAAAUCUUGUUUCUUUUUUUUCCUAUACUGUGUUUUCUGUGGUAUCUAAUGGAUGUUUUUUGUAAAAAUUUCAUAUCAAAGAAGCAAAAUUUAGAGGAAAAAAAAAAAGAAUAAUUUAUAUGUACAUUAUUUUAUAAAUGUUCCCUUAUUUCUUACCAUUCCAAUUCCUUCAGAACCCUGUUCAAUUUCAUUAUUCGUCAUUGUAUGUGUAACUUUCAAUCACUGAAUUUGGCCAAUGAUCAAAAUUUUACUAAUAAUGUAUGAGUAAACAUAUUUGCCCCACCACUGGUUUAGUCUUUCAACUUCAGUCAUAGGAAUAAAAAUUAUCCACAACCCAGUGUAGACAAUAUAGCUAGUCAAUGCAUUUAGUGUAUUGAGCAUUUUUUAACAGACUAUAGCUCCUUAAAUUUAUCUGUUGGCAAGGUCUGGUUUCAAAUUGUUUCAUCAAAUGUAAUUGUAAGAAAAGUUAUAUUAGGGAUGAUUUACAUAUAAACUUGGUAACGGCUGAAGAUGGUGAUGUGGGUAUUUUGUAUUAUUGCAAAGAUUGAACUUCAAGUAUUAAUUUGUUGAUUAAAUUAUUGUAUUUACUCCACAACCCAUUGUAUGCAUUUUAUUUCAGACAGUAAUCAAACAGAAUGGUUUUUUACAUAUCUUGUGGGUUAUAAUUUUGGUGAUUGGCCAAAGUCGGUUAUUGAAUUUUACAUAAACGUUUUAUUUACAAAUCACAAUAAGAAAGAUCAUUUAUCUACUUUAACUAAAUGUGAUGUGCCUUGUUUUUUUUUUCCUUACUCAUAGUUACCUUAUAUUUUUUAUAUUAUCAAUCUGUUAUGUUAAUCCGUGGUACAGACCCCUUUUUAUCG